This is a messenger RNA of Hyalella azteca, 3199 nucleotides long. RefSeq names its product condensin complex subunit 2-like. The transcript has 8 exons. The annotation marks the transcript as partial. The record is from RefSeq and is a predicted model, not a curated record. Lineage: Eukaryota; Metazoa; Arthropoda; Malacostraca; Amphipoda; Hyalellidae. Gene Ontology annotation, biological process: mitotic chromosome condensation. Gene Ontology annotation, cellular component: condensin complex. Gene Ontology annotation, molecular function: chromatin binding.
AUUCCAGACUUACCUGCACGGGAAAUCUGUCCGGCGUUUUCGAGCUUCCAUUUUACAAGUUGGAAAGUUGGGGACGACGACACGUCAAUCUGUGAAGCAACUGCUCGGCACAGCGAGGACAAGGCAGCAGCCGCGCAGGAGCACGCGUUUGACAUCAACGCCGUGCCCGAGCCUCUUGUUGAUGAUGCUUAUGUCGACCAGGCCGACUAUCCCAGUCUGGAUGACGUGGCAGACGACGACGAUGACACGGCGUGCGCCACGCUCGGCGUAGGCGGCAACAACACCUGCCUCACUGUGGGCUGGGGCGGCCAGCAUGCAGGCUCCUCCAUCACCGUCCCGCCCUCCUUGGAGGCCGUCCAUCUCAAGCAACAUCUCGCAACCUCGACACAGGAGUACAGCUAUUUUGAUACGCGAGUCAUGUCAGCUUGGGCUGGGCCAGGUCACUGGAAGUUCAAGGCGAUGGCUGCUAAAGACAGAGUAGCAGCUUCAGGCACCACGACCGGUGAGAAGAAACGCAAGAAAGAUCCGUUUGAGCUGAACUUCCGCCUGACUGACAAGGUGCGCUCGGAGCUGGACAAGUUGCUCAGCCGCGGCCGCACUGACAACAAACUCACGCAGUACACAAUCAAGAAAUGGUGCGAGGCGAACACCACACUGCCUGCUGACCUACGCUUCGACCCUGCCGACUUUUCUAAACUCCACGGGCGGGACGAGCUUGUGGUGCGACGGGAGGCGGGCGCUCCCGACGCCCCAGAAGAAGAGAAGCCUGUGGACGGCUCUGCUGCUCCGCAAUAUCCUGACGAAGAUGACGACGGCUGCCAGGAUAACCAGGGAGACACAUCAGGAGGUGGGUACGACAUGACCCUCUUCAGCCAGACUCUUGCUCCUAACCUCCCUGCCUCGUGUGCGCCUGCUGACUUCCUUGGCGAUAACCUCGUGUCUGCCCCCAACAAGGUAGCAAAGAUUAACAUCGGCUACGCCCGAACAGCAAAGCGUAUGGACAUGAAGAAAUUGAAAGGAACUGUGUGGCAGAUGCUGACUCCUUCAAUGCAAGACAAAGAAAACGACAGGAACAGUGCCAACGUAGACCAGUCGGGAAAGCCUACCAAUGAUCGGAUGGCAGUCGGGCAGCGCUACAAGUUCUCAGAAGUUUAUCGCACUUUACCCAACCGCCUCAACGCUAGCAUGGCCGAGAAUCUUUCAUUUCCUCUUGCAUUUAUUGCUCUCUUGCAUCUGUGUAAUGAAAAGAAUUUAGUGCUCACUCCUGAUGGUAACCUGUCUGACUUUAUUGUGCAGCAAGACUAACCUUUUUGCUGUAUAUUGUGUGAACCGUGUAAUAUAUACAUUUAAUUUAGCAGCGAUGCCUGCUCUUGCGCCGUCAAUCCUAUUCGACACUGAUAAAUUUUGAUGUGGUGCCUUGAACGGUAUUCUAUGAAUCUGUGGAUGUUUGGUGCAUCUGUACCUGCUUGUCUUCAACCUUACUUACAUUUUAUUGCACGCGGUAGAACAUAAUUGUUUUCUGUUGCUUAACAUUCGACGCUGCAUUGCCGCUUUUUUCUAGAUAGAGAAUAGAUGUAGCAUUUUCCAUCAUUCAGCUGUGUUACGUGAACAAGACAACGGACAGCGCUUUCUUCUUCUCCUGACAUCAAGAAUCUGACUUGUAGUAAUAGCAUUCCUUGUUUCUUCAAAGUUAAUACAGUCUUAAUCAUCAUUGUUUAGAUUUCUGUUGCUAUUUAGAAGACUUCUUCUUUCAUUGAUGCAAGUUUACAGUUUUAUGUGUAGUGGUAGGGAUAGCAUUUUCGCUAUACUCGCGCUCGUUUCAAAUUUCGCCUUAAUUCCUGUGGCUUCUUGCUCUACGCGGAUUCUGCUUUAGUUAGUUUCAACGUACAUGCUACGAAAUAUAUAAAACGUAUGACUGGAGCACAGAUGAUCCACAAAUACCUGACAUCAAUUGUUUUGGCAGCCAAAUGCUUUGACUGUAACGUCUCGGCGCCAAGCCGCCAUUGACAGUGCCUGCCUUCGUACUUGCCGGGCCCGCGUGCUGCUGCUAAACAGAAGCCAGUCAGACUGUACUCAGAAAUUCAUGUCAGUUAAUCUAUGCAUUCCUAAAGUUAUCUAAACUUACAUUUUGUGCAAAAAUUUUUUAAUAAGUGUGUGAUUUUAGCUUUUUCAGUUGAGUGCAUUUUAGUUAGAACUUUCUUCUAUGAUUCUGGCUUAUAUGAAUUAGUUGUACCUGUGCUCUGAUAGCUUUUCCACUGCUCAUUUGUGUACAUGUUAGUUUUAUUUAAACUUAUUCAACUGAUCUUUCGUGCAAAGUAUCUAAUAUUAUUUUGACGUUAAACCGCUGAAAAAUGUUAGCAAAGCUGAUUUCUUUGAUAUAAUUUUUAUGGGUGUAUUCUGAUUCUUGAGAAGCACAAGCUUGAAAUUUCUUCAAAGCUAUCCGGGUAAUUAGCAAUUUUAUUUUCUUUAUUGAGCAAGUCUCCAAAUGCUAUAUAGUUAGUAUUAGACAUGGUAGUAUUAGAGGACUAUUUUUGCCGAUUAAAUGUGCAUGAGAAUUUCUUGUAAUGUUCAAAAUUGUGUAUUUGUACUUAGCCAAUGUUGAACUUAGGCCCUUUGCCUCAAAGGAUGUGCUUUAGAUUUCUACAUACUCUUUUUGCUUUCAAUAGAGAAGUUGUUUUGACUUUUUCUGAUCAAUCUUAUCUCUUUUUUUUCUGCAUGGAAAUCACUGUUAUUUUAACGACUUUAAAGAAUGUAUUAUCGGGAGCCUAUUUUCUCAAGCCUUGUAUCAACUCAAAUAAGCCUUGAGGAACAAUUGAUAAAUCACGAAUUUUUUGUGUGCGUUCUCUAAUUUCUAAUAGCCUUUUUAUGAUGAAUGAUGAAGUUCAUGAUUAAUGCAGAAAUAUUUGAAAUACCUUCUAGGACCGGAGUUUUUCAACAGUAUCUCAAGCAGUAAACAGGCGUAGGCGAUUUGCUUUCACGUGGUUUGCAGUUGUAGCGACUAAAAAAUAUUUCAGUCUGCUCUUAUGAGGUCAUGUAAUUUUUACUAAUUCAAACCAACAGCAAGACAUCUAUAUUCCAGUCGGUUUCCAAGCGUAAUUUAGGCUGAUGUACACACGUUUACCAAUAUUUGAUUAAAGUUUUUGUGACCUAUUUUAUAAAUUGGAUGAACUUGGCUCGUGUACAUAAAUAUGCUCGUUCG